Molecule: messenger RNA, 2811 nt
Organism: Argiope bruennichi
Lineage: Eukaryota; Metazoa; Arthropoda; Arachnida; Araneae; Araneidae
Product: vacuolar protein sorting-associated protein 37B-like
Exons: 5
Coding region: 172-840 (222 amino acids)
Biological process (GO): ubiquitin-dependent protein catabolic process via the multivesicular body sorting pathway; protein targeting to membrane; protein targeting to vacuole
Cellular component (GO): ESCRT I complex
Source: RefSeq, a predicted model, not a curated record
UUAUUCAUCGAUUAGUCUUCGACCUGUCAUCUUCUGAUUCUUCCGUAUUUGUGGUUUGUUUAUAUUUGUAAACAUCUUAGCUAUACAGAGCAAAUUAAUUUUUAUACCCUGAUAAAAAACACUUUUCUGAUUAAACCGUUGUUUCCUGCUCUUGUAUCGUGAUCUUUAAAAAUGCCUUAUUAUAUGCAUGAACUGAACCCGGAUUACAAUCCUGCCACUAGACUUAUACGACACAUGGCUACAAAUGAACUUCAAAUGCUUCUUAAUAAUGAUGAAUUAAUUGAAACUUUAGUGCAGGAAUUGCAGCAGGUAAAAACAGCUGAAUCUGAAAGAAAUUCAAUGCUAGAGAGUAACAAAAAUUUAGCAGAAUCUAAUCUAGCAAAAGAACCUAUUGUGAAUGAUUUGAGAAUAAAAAUUUUGGAGUUAAACGAUGAAGCAAAAGAUUUAAAAGAAAGUUUAGAGGCUAAAAAGCAAAAAUUAGAUGAUCUGACACGACAGAUGUCUCUGGAUACAACAUUAGCUUUAAUUCAAGCAGCUGCAGCUGAGGCUGAAGAAGAAAGUGAAGCUAUUUCUGAGAAUUUCCUUAAUGGAGAAAUGGAAGUUGAGGCUUUCCUGGACUCUUAUUUGAAUAAGCGAAAGCUGACUCAUUUGCGAAGAGUAAAGGCUGAAAAAAUGGCUGAGCUUUUAAAUCAGUUUGGUGCUAACAGAAACAGUCCUCCACCUUCUAGAAGUACUUCUUCAAUCAAUAAUCCACCCUAUCCUGAUGCAUAUCCACCACCAUACAGACCAUUUCCUUACCCGCCAAUGAAUGCAUCACAUCAUAUUUAUCCACCAAUGUAGUUGAAGUCUUUGAAAAUAUGUACAUAAGCUUAUCUUCUGUAGUUUUGUCAUCUAUAUGGUUCACAGCUUAAUUUAAUGCAUCUCAUUUUUAAUUUACUCACAUACUUCAGGUGCACAGCUUGUCUCAAAUGUUUUAUGAUUAUGUAAUUAGUGAGAACACUAACUAUUUUCAUUUUUUCAACUAUUUAUUCAUUAUGUGCUAUUUGCAUCUUUUGGUAAUUCUUUUGAAAAUUUUUACUCUCUAUGAUUAUUUUAAAUAUAAUUUGUAUCAGAUAGAACUCCAUUAAUAUUGUUACUUUUUUGUGGAUUUGUGAUGUUUCAGCAAUUUACAAAAAAAUUCAACCGUAUAAAUCAAAGGAAAUUAUAAAUUUUUAAUUUUAUAUUUUUGAUUAGACAAAACUGACAAAACUAUGAGUAAUCACUUUGUUUUCAUGCUUUAUUUCUUUUUAUGUCUGCUACUGGUAGGAUCAUAAAGAAUCCAUGUCAGAAGGUUGAAGUAGUGUUAUCUCAGUUAAGUUGUGUAUUUAACUUAUUUACAUCCCAAAUAAUUUGAAGUAUAGACUUUAGUAAAUUUCUUUUAAAUUAAGUUUUAAAAAACCGAGAUUAACAUAAUUAUGAAAUAAAAUUAUCUUCUCCCUCUAAACCUUUUUUUAAAAGAAAGGUAUUCAUAUAGUUAGGUGAAAAUCAUUUUCUAAAAAAAUUUUUUAUGCAUGCAUAAUAAAAAGAAUAAAAUAUUAAAAAAUAAAGAUUCUUUUUGAAUACCUUGUAUUCUCUCAAAAAAUUAAUCUGAGUGGGUGAGAAGAAAUCAUUAAAGUUAAAACCUCAAAAUCUAUCAAAUGAGUGACAGAUGAAAAUUGAUUAGGUGUUUGAAAAUAUAUAUUUACUCACUAAGCAAAAAAUAGAAAGUGACCCCCCCCCCCUUAAGGAUGCUUUGGAUAAAUUUAAAACACUGGGCAUAAUAUUUUAAUUUAAUACACUUUGGAUAAAUUUUUCAAACAUUUUUUGAUAUUUUACAAUUCCAUAAUAUUUACUUUUAUGGAAAAGAAAGACAAUUUCCAAAAAUAUAUAACCAAUUUCUUAAUAGAAUCAUUUUUCUUAUUCAGUUAGUAAGUAUAUUGUAAAUUGAGAAAGUUCAUGUAGAUGUGGUGUUGUGAAGCUGAGAGAUACAGAUGUAAACAUAACAUCUUAGUUGGCUGUGAUACAUAUGCUAUGUCGAUUAAUAUCGUAAUGAGCAAAGUAAAUGAAUGAAUUUUCAAUUAAUUGGUUGCUUUAAUUUUCAAAAAGUGAAGUUGAUUCAUACUAUAUUUAUUGGUUUAAGCACUUUUUUUAUUAUAUAUUAUUUUGCUACAUGAAAAUUAUUUUUGGUAUUAAGCUAUACUGGAUAAUAAUAUAUUAUGGAUCACUUUUUUUUUACAUUUCUUCAUUUAUUGCUUGUAUAUCAAUUUUAUUUUAUGAAUGAUGAAUAAAAAUUAACAGCAGUUGUUUUAAUAUUUCACGAGAGGGGAAAAAAGAGGGAGAGAGAGCAUGGUUAUCUUUUUAGCAAUUUCAUCACUCUAAACAGCUAGUCAUUUCUUUUAUUCUUAUUUGUGAUAGGAAUUUAUAUUUAUCAUAUUUGAUAUAUUACAUGCAAAAUCAAUGGAAUAAUUUAUUAAAAAAAUAAUAAACAAUUUUAUUCCAAGUGCAAAAUUUUGUUUUUAUUUGCCUUGCUUCAAAAUAUUUGUUGAAAAUGUGCUUUCUGUUUGGAAUGAAAUCGCAACUGAACAAUAUGAAAGAAAAAUUAAAUAUAUAAUAAUAGUUCAACAUAAGAUUUUAAGAGUGUAAAUUUUUCUUAUGUAAAUCUAUAUGUUGUUUGUAAAUGCAAAACACACUGUAUUCAAAAUAUGCAAACUUUCAUUUUAACUGCAAAAGAUGAGAAAUUUAGCUCAUGAUAUAUUGCUUCUGUAUACUGUAAAUAAAAUUUAAUGUGUCUUA